UACAUAAAUUGAUUGUGGGGCCCAUAGGGUCAACCCCUCCGGAUCUGCUGGCAGUCCCGCUCUGCAACUGCAAGCGAGAGAGAGAGAGAGAGAGAGAGAGAGAGAGAGAGAGAGAUGGAGAUGGAGAUGGAGAUGGAGGUUCAAAUUCAGACGCACCGUGAAACAGCAAAGAUGAGUUGUGAAGAAAUGACUGGUUCGACCGAUAAACCGUCCGACCUCUCAGAGGUAUGUGAACAUCACAUUGUGAAGCAUCCUGCCUGCCAGCCACACAUUACUGGGUGCCCACAAGCUAAUCAAAAGAUUAAAACUAUCGAAGAAAUCCAAGAUAGGAAGAACCAGACAUUAAUUCCCCUGGAUUUGCUUGGUGGCUUUCCUCGUCGCAGUCGAUCGAAGAGGAUUGUUAACCAUGGCAGUAUAAGUGCACCUGAAAAUGCCGACUUUCAUGAAGACUUAACGGCAAAAAGUAGUGCAAGUCAGCCACCCUUUCCAAAACGUCGCUGUGCUUAUCAAAAGAAAAAACGUAGGCAAAAAGAUGAAGAGACCAGUGACCCUGAAGUAGUUAACCGGUCUUCAGGACGUGAACGAUCAAAGAGAAGAGUUAAUUGUGAUAAUGGGAUCGUCCCACAGCAGGGGAAAUUGGAUAGCUCUGCGUUUGAAUGCUAUUUGGAGAAUCUAUGGACGAGCUUUUCGGAGGAAAAGAGGAGCUCAUUCACACAUCUUGAUUGCUUGUGGUUUUCCUUGUACACAAAAGAAUCUUACAAAGCAAAGGUGCUGGAUUGGAUUAAGAAGAAGCAGAUUUUCUCAAAAAAAUAUGUCUUCAUCCCUAUUGUUCGCUGGUCUCAUUGGAGCCUCUUAAUCUUCUGUAACUUCGGUGAAAGUCUACAGACUAAAAGCAGAACUCCAUGCAUGCUUUUGCUGGACUCACUGCAAAUUGCAAACCCUCGGCGUCUUGAACCCGAGAUAAGGAAGUAUGUUUCUAUGACCUCCCACCUUAUAUCACUGCAGUUUAAAAAGUUGAUGGCUAAUCAUUCUCUUCUUGUUGGCUUCCUCCAUGUGCAAUAUGUAUGUGCUUUCUAUUUCUGGUUUAAUCUUUUGUUCCCCAGGUUUGUGCUUGACAUAUACAGAGCAGAGGAGAGGCCAGAGAUCCCGAAACAGAUUUCUCGAAUUCCUCUUAAGAUUCCUAAGGUGCCUCAGCAGAGAAAUGCCGAGGAGUGUGGCAAUUUUGUUCUUUACUACAUAAACUUAUUCAUAGAGAGUGCUCCUGAAAAUUUUAGCAUAUCUGAAGGUUACCCUUACUUUAUGAAAAAGAACUGGUUCACUCCGGAAGGUUUGGAGGACUUCUGCAAAAGAUUCAACUCAACUUGCCCGUGAAUUCUGUGAGCCAUGCAGAUGCUUGUUUGUAUCUUCUGUUUUGUGCAGAGAAUUGGAAGAGAUACGAACGAAUGACACAAACAUUUUCAUUUGUGGGGCUAGAAGUUGGCAGUGGAAAAUUAAAAGUUAGAUCCUACUAGUUGUGAAAAGGUAGCCGUUUUGUUUUUCUCAACACAGAUGGUAGCUUUAUUUUCCUUUUGAUUGUUGGUGACAGUACAUUUUCUAUCUUGUUUACUCUAUCCUUUGCUGUCCUACUGUACAGGAAUUUCAGAAUUCUAAGCGAUGGAAAUUUAACCCACAGAUCCGUUUCACGUGCA
Messenger RNA from Rhododendron vialii, 1688 nucleotides. Its product is annotated as probable ubiquitin-like-specific protease 2A. Gene Ontology annotation, biological process: proteolysis. The record is from RefSeq and is a predicted model, not a curated record. The transcript is spliced from 7 exons. The coding region runs from base 115 to 1371 and encodes 418 amino acids. Gene Ontology annotation, molecular function: cysteine-type peptidase activity. NCBI's taxonomy places the organism in Eukaryota, Viridiplantae, Streptophyta, Magnoliopsida, Ericales, Ericaceae.